This is a messenger RNA of Mustela lutreola (European mink), 1167 nucleotides long. Its product is annotated as intersectin-1-like. The transcript has a single exon. Gene Ontology annotation, molecular function: protein binding. The record is from RefSeq and is a predicted model, not a curated record. Lineage: Eukaryota; Metazoa; Chordata; Mammalia; Carnivora; Mustelidae. The coding region runs from base 1 to 774 and encodes 257 amino acids.
AUGUUAAAAAUAUUCAUUUCAGGGCCCAUAAGGAAAUCUACAAGCAUGGAUUCUGGUUCUUCAGAAAGUCCCGCUAGUCUGAAGAGAGUAGCGUCGCCAGCAGCCAAGCCAGCUGUUUCUGGAGAAGAAUUUAUUGCCAUGUACACUUACGAGAGUUCUGAGCAAGGCGAUUUAACCUUUCAGCAAGUGGAUGUGAUUUUGGUUACUAAGAAAGAUGGUGACUGGUGGACAGGAACAGUGGGCGACAAGUCCGGAGUCUUCCCUUCUAACUAUGUGAGGCUUAAGGACUCAGAGGGCUCUGGAACUGCUGGGAAAACAGGGAGUUUAGGAAAAAAACCUGAAAUCGCGCAGGUGAUCGCCUGCUACAUGGCCACCGGCCCUGAGCAGCUCACUCUGGCCCCUGGUCAGCUGAUUCUGAUCCAGAAAAAGAACCCAGGUGGUUGGUGGGAAGGAGAGCUGCAAGCACGUGGGAAGAAGCGCCAGAUAGGCUGGUUCCCUGCUAAUUACGUAAAACUUCUAAGCCCCGGGACAAGCAAAAUCACUCCAACGGAGCCCCCGAAGCCGACAGCGCUCCCGCCAGUGUGCCAGGUCAUCGGCAUGUAUGACUACAGCGCCCAGAAUGAUGACGAGCUGGCCUUCAGCAAGGGCCAGAUCAUCAACGUCCUCAACAAGGACGACCCCGACUGGUGGAGAGGGGAGGUCAGCGGCCAGGUGGGGCUCUUCCCCUCCAACUACGUGAAGCUGACCGCGGACACGGACCCAAGCCAGCAAUGAAUCAUAUGUUGUCCAUCCUGCCCCCCCCCCCAGGCUUGAAAGUCCUCAAAGAGACCCACUAUCCCAUAUCACUGCCCAGAGGGAUGAUGGGAGAUGCAGCCUUGAUCAUGUGACUUCCAGCAUGAUCACCUACUGCCUUCUGAGUAGAAGAACUCACUGCAGAGCAGUUUAUCUCAUUUUACCUUAGUUGCAUGUGAUGACAGUGUCGAGCUAUUACUUACAGAGCUAGAAGCGAACCUUACAAAAAAUACACAGGGUAGUGGGUCCUUUUGUGGCUUUCCUAGUGACUCAAAUUGAUGUCCCCCCCCACCUUUGCACAGGUGCUUUCAGUAGUUUUAAAAGUGUUUUUUAAAAAAACUAUAUUUUAGCCUUUUAAUAAAAAUCAAUCAAUUA